GCGCAUACCAAAGCGCCGCAGUGCACCUCCGCCGUCCUCCUCCGCGCAUUCCUCUCCUCCUUGCGCCAAAUAGUCCCUCUACCUUUCCCGACCGUCUGCUACUUUUCUGUUCUGUUUUACUCGCACAGACACCUUCCUACGGGCGAAACACUCGCUUGCGAAAAUUUACACGACUAGUUGUUCCAAAAGCAGCGAUUCUUUUUCGUUUUUCUGUUGAAGAGUGUGGAGAAACUCCCCCCUCUCCUGAAAAGAGUGAGGGGAAAUUCCUCCGCGCCGCGCGCGCCGUUGACUGUGAGAGGACCUUCUUUCAACUUCAACAGAAAAACUGAAAUUUGUCAAACGGAAAAAGAGAGAGACAGAGAAAGGGAAGAGGGGGAAAACUUCGGUAAACGAGUGUACCGAGACCGGUUCUGUGUCGGUACCGGAGCUGGAUCAUGUAUGUAAACGUUACCGGGACGAAACCUCCACGGGGAUUUUCGGUGUGAAAUGCUAAUCUGCUAGUUAAUAUUUUUUAAACCUCUCUGGCUCUUGCGCUCCAACCGCCGUGGCUCGCGCUUCAACCGCCGUGGCUCGCGCCCCUCGCUCUCGGGUCUCCGCUCUCCGGCUCGAGCCGUCAUGCAUCGCUACGGCGAGGAUUUGGGCCACCGGGCGAGCAAGCUCGUGGAGAACCUCUCGAUCUACGACUCGUACGGGGACAGCGGGCUCGAGACGGAUUUCUCCCCUGCCGCCGUGAUGCUGUUGCACGGGAUGAAAAGUAGCGUAAACGUUAAACGCACGAGCGGAGGAGGAGGGUCCGUGCAGCAGCUGCAUGGCGUGGACGCAGCUUACAUGACCGGGACUGCCGUUAAAGUGCACGGUGCUGCGCCGGUCCCUGUUCCAGUACCCGUUCCCAUUCCGGUAACCGCCGUGCGCUCCGUGAACGGAACCCGCACGACACAGGCGGACGGUGCUCACGCGGACGACGACACAGGCGGCAGUGGGAGCUUCUGCGCGCGGUCUGAAGUGGCGUUGCCGUGUUACAGCGGCGGUGGCGGGGACCGGCACCGGCGAUACUCGCCGCAGGAGGCGCAUGGUCUCCGGUAUGGUGCGUAUGAGGCACCGGGUACAGGAAAACAGCUGUGCAGGAACGGAGGAGGGGGCAGCAGCAUCAACACGGGGGCAACGACGAGCCCGCGCUCGAGCUGCAGCAGCAGCGGCAGCCCGCGCAGCAGCGUGCUCAUGCCGGGACACCAGCAGCAUCAACAGCAGCAGCAGCAACAGGAGCGGUACGCGAGCCCCCGGUCCAGUCUCGCGCAGGGCGGCGACGGUGUCGGCAGUUGUGCGCUGAGCCCCCGCUCUAGCUACGCGAGCACGCACUCGAGCCUGAGCGGCUGCGACUGCACGAGCAGCCGACCAAGCAGCAACCGGACCAGCGGUGUCAGCCUGGGCUACGACCAGCGGCACGCCAGCCCACGCUCCAGCGCCGCGAGCCCCAGGUCCAGCUACUCCGCCUCCGUCGCAUCCGCCGCGGCCGCCUCCGCCGCCAGCCCGCGAUCCAGCAUCUCCAGCCACAGCUCACGUGGCUCCAUGAGCGCGGGGACAGAGCUGCAGCUGCCGUCGCCGCGGGCUUCGGUGCUCGAGGACCCGCUGCUGCUGCAGGACUGCGGCGGCGAGGCCAACGGGCUGCACGGGCUCCAUCACCGGCUGCACAUUUACGCCGGCUUUCCUGCGCUGGAAGACGCCCAGCACGUGCACGGUGGCGGCGAGGCGGACCCCGGCGCCCUGAGCCAGAAGCUGAAGCUGCCCUACCAGGUGACCCCGAGCAGGGAGUGCGGGCCGAGCCAGGCAGAGAGGCGGCUCGAGGCCCUCACGCUCGAGCUCGAGAGAGAACUCGAGCUGCACAUGAAGAAAGAGUAUUUCGGUAUCUGUGUAAAAUGCGGGAAAGGAGUGUAUGGAGCGAGUCAGGCGUGUCAGGCGAUGGGGAACCUGUACCACACUAACUGUUUCACCUGCUGUUCUUGUGGGAGGAGACUGAGAGGGAAAGCCUUCUACAAUGUGAAUGGAAAGGUCUACUGUGAGGAGGACUUCCUGUAUUCUGGGUUCCAGCAGACAGCGGAGAAAUGCUUUGUGUGUGGACACCUCAUCAUGGAGAUGAUCCUCCAGGCUCUGGGGAAAUCCUAUCAUCCAAGCUGUUUCCGCUGUGUGGUGUGUAAAGAGGGACUGGAUGGAGUUCCUUUUACUGUUGACAUGGAAAACAACAUCUACUGUGUUAAAGACUAUCACACUGUCUUUGCCCCAAAAUGUGCCUCCUGUAACCAACCCAUCCUCCCAGCCGAGGGCUCGGAGGAGACCAUACGUGUUGUGUCCAUGGACAAAGACUACCAUGUGGAGUGCUAUCACUGUGAGGACUGCGGCCUGCAGCUAACCGACGAGGAGGGUCACCGCUGUUACCCGUUGGACGGUCACCUGCUGUGCCAUGCCUGCCACCUGCACAGGUUAAAAACCCCCGGCCCCUCUCAGCCGCCGCCCGGCUACCCGCUCCACGUCACUGAGCUGUGAACUGACUCACACACACACUGCACAGAGCGUAGUGCAAGUGUGUGUCAAUGAGGAACUUUCUCUCCUACUAAAGGGGCUGCAUUGAUGUUCCGAGCAUCCACCACCUUCUCUGAAGCAAGUGAAUGUAAAGAAAGUCGUGAUCGUCUCUCUCUCCAUGGAUUACUGUGUGCUUUCACAAACGACUGCAUCCCUUCACCCUCUAACCUCAUCUCUCCUCUCCAGCACAAAUCCUGCAACUGCGACCCUGAGGCCUGGCCUGGACUGAAAUCACAUAUUUGAAUUAAGAUUCAGGUAUAUGAACCCUUACAGACUGGUCCCAGAGCUUAUAUACUAGCUAAUGUGGAUUGAAGGAGCAACCAAGUGUGGGGCCAGCAUGGAACAAUGCAAUGCAGGCUAACAUGGAGCUAGGGAACAGCCAGCAAAGAGCUUUUGCAGCCCCUAUGUGGGCUGAACAAUGUACAUCCAGUGCAGGGCCAGCAAAGUACCAGUGUUGGCCCAAAUGGAAACCAAUGCAAGACCACGAGGAGAACCCAAUACAAGUGUCACCAUGGAUCCAGCCUCCAACCUCCAACCACAACCAAACUAUUGAUCAUUCCCAACAAGAUUCAGCACAUUCCAACUGAUCAUUUAAACUGAUCUGCUGAACAGAGGCACUAAAGGACAGACCACCACACAGCUAUAUUCUGAAAGAGAGAGAAAGAAAGAGAGACAGACAGAAAAAAGGGAGAGAAAGAAGACUUUUAAAGCCUUGGAAGUGGCCUUUCAAUGAGUAUCUCGCACUUAUCAGUUUUUUCACUCAUUGCCUUCAAGUUGCACCGUUAAUGUGUGUCUGUGUGCUUUUUAUGUGUGUGUUGUGAUGCUGGUGGGAGAUGCAGUUCCUUACCUCGUACACACCCUCACGUUUUUGUUUUUAGUGGGUCAGGCAAGCAGCCACAGCCACAGUUCUGCUGAAAUGAUGCUGAAAUCUUGGUGCACAUUCCAUAAAACGUUCCAGAGGUUACAAGAGCAGCACAUAUACUGUACACUGUGUUGAUAUUAUUAUGAGAAGAGUUAGCUGCUCAUUGCGGUCUCAUAUCCCACUCUGUAUUAAAUGUACUGUAGAGGGAUCCACAUUUUUCUAAUGCUGUGUUUUCUGACCGAGGUCAGUCAGUGCAAAGUCAAGCGUGGGCGUUUUUGUUUUCUGAUGUGGGCACUGACAGGUCCUCUAUGGAUCUGAGUGCCUCUAUGUGUCUGAGACGAGUGUUUCUUUUUGAGAGCUGGGAUUGGGCUCAGUGUUUCCAGACACUGGUUUGUCUGGGAGGAAGCGCUGUAGAGGUGUGGAGCUGUCACGCCUCAGGAGCAGAGCAGAGAGGAGAGCUGUUCUGCUGUUUUCUUUGCUGUUUUUAAUUGGCUCUUUUACCAGUAAGUGUAUCUGUAUGAGGGAGGUUUGGACAUUGAAUGAUUCUGCUGAUGCUGGAAGGUGCUGGACUCACCUAAGCAGCACAGAGACUACUUACACUUGACCCACAUUAAUUUGCAGGAAAUCGCAGCUGUACUGAGAACUACAAUGAAACAAACAGUAUUUUCCACAGAACCUAAUCAUUGAAACACUGAAACACUAAAAACCAGCAGUACAAAGAUUGGAAUUCAGUAGAAUUCCUCUGAUAUGACAUACUGUGCAUAUAUGCUUUAAAGCCCAUUAACCCUAACAGCAAAUAAUUUUUAUGAAAUUUUGUGCCCUGUCUGACACCCUGCUCAGGUACGUCACAAUGCUCAUUGCUAUCUUACACCCAGCCUGUUACAUUCCUGCCGUGUUGCUAUCUUGGCAGAGAAAAACACAGGUGCGCCACUAAUUAAUUUAAACUAAUUUGGCCAGAUUCCGUUGUUGAGAAGCACAGAAGCAUCGCACCAUGAAAACAUCAAUGCACCAAAGUCAGAGCGCACCUGGCUCUUAAAGGGAAUGGCAAGUGACACGCUCAUUGAUUUGCUUCAUGUUACACCCAAAACACACCCAUGAUUAGUUAAGAAAAUUUGUACAUGGCUUUUGCUGGUUUCGAGCCGUGCAAGGUGUACUUUUCCUGACGUUAUGAUAGCAAAGAUAUACUGACAUGCCCUAAAUCAAUCUGCACAGGGUGGAGUUGACGGCUCGCCUAUAGAUAUAGGACCCUGAGUCUGCCGCUGAGUUAGUGGUUUGUAAGUAGGAUAGAACCAUGACAUGGGUACAGUUUAUUUGUUAGUUAAUUUGAUAAAAUAUACAUAAGAUUAGAGCUAAGAUACUAAAAUAUGAGUAUGUAUUCAGCAUUCAGCUACUUUAAGUUGCAACCAUUGCUAACAUACAUGCAAAACAAAUGCAAAGGCACAGCUUGUCUAGUCCCCGUAGAGAAGUACUGACACUCUAGAGCAGAUAAACAUAACACUGACAGAGUCAGUGGUAUAAUCCCCCAGCAUUGAGCUGUGGAGCAAUGGAACUGUGUUCUCUGGAAUGAUGGUUCUCCAUCCAAGGCAUAGCGUGCAUGAGUGCAUGAUUGAACUUCUAAAUAUAGCGUAGUUGCGCUUUUAGAUCUUUGUACGUUAAACAACAGCAGCAUUGGGAAAUAACUAUUUUUAAGGACAAAAGUAGGGUGGGUUCACAUUAAAGUGGUAUAGAAACAUGUACACUAGAUCAGGUGUUCAGAAAAAGUUGAUCUGGAAUGAUGUAAUAAUGUAAGUUGGACAUUUUACUGCAUUUAAAGAAAGUUUUAACUGUAUCUUUAGUUUCUGUUUAUUUGAUUGGGUUCUGUGAAAAGUACUGUUGGCUUUCACUCCUUGUUUUCGUUUCCUGUUAAACAUUUCUAAUCUCAGUAGGCUUGGUAUUUGUGUGUGUGUGUGUGUGUGUGUGUGUGUGUGUAGCAAGCAUUCCCACAUGCUUUAGUGGCGGGACCGCUCUGUGUGCUUGCUUGCUCGGUGUGUUUGUGUGUGUGGGUAUGUGUGCUAUGGGCAACCUUGAAGCCAUGGCAGUAACUGCCUGUGCUACACACUUCCUUUCAACUCCAUAGAGUGUGUGUGUGUUUCCUUUCCCAAUAGACACACACACACAGUCCUGCUGUAGUACUACUGAGUCGACAGGCUUUCAGAAGCAGAGGAAAGGUUGAAGUGUGCUGUAGCCGAUCCUGACUGCAUCCUCGCACCAGCAUCACUGUUUAUAACACAGACGGUAACUCUGGGGCGCAGAGAGGUUCACCUAAGUAUGCUCCUCCACACGGCCAGCGUGCCCCGGUUACCAUACCCACACGGCUGGCUUUAGCUCCAGAAAGAUGCUAUAUUUUUGAGAUAGCUUAAACCGAAAAUGCACAAGAACUACAACCCUGCACUCUUCUCCAAUCAUUCCCCGACAGGCCGAAAUGUAACGAUUGAAAGAAGUGCUAUUUACUCCCUCUCCACAAUGUCUUAAUCCACUUUUAAAAUGUACUACUAUUUCAUAGAACACACAUAGAGUCCCUGUAAAUAAGCAAUGUUAGCGUUUUAUUAUUUACCUGCUUCUGUUGGAAAUGGCAGUGAGCUGUAGCUUUGUUUCUCGUGUAGUUCUCAGAAAGCACAUCUCGCCUUCUGUCCUAUCACCUUUUCUUUUGUAUCGCUCAAUGUUUUGAUUUUUCCUAGAUAUUUCAUAAAUAAAAAAGGAAAGUAGAUUUAUUUAUCUAAACAUGAAAAGUUUAAAGUUAUUUAAUGUAUUAAAAGUUGGGACGUAUCAUUUAACCGUAGAUGAUAUAAUCUGCUUUUUCAAUAAAAUGGUUUUGUAGUUAACUUAA
This is a messenger RNA of Astyanax mexicanus (Mexican tetra), 6302 nucleotides long. RefSeq names its product WT1 interacting protein. NCBI's taxonomy places the organism in Eukaryota, Metazoa, Chordata, Actinopteri, Characiformes, Acestrorhamphidae. Gene Ontology annotation, molecular function: transcription corepressor activity. Gene Ontology annotation, biological process: regulation of DNA-templated transcription; cytoskeleton organization; negative regulation of hippo signaling. Gene Ontology annotation, cellular component: P-body; adherens junction; transcription regulator complex. Bases 616 to 2538 code for a protein of 640 amino acids. The transcript is spliced from 8 exons. The record is from RefSeq and is a predicted model, not a curated record.